AAAUAGAAAAGUUGAGAUUUUACAAGAAGAUCUUGACUCCAUGCAAAGGGAGAUUUCAGCGUUUACACUGUUAUUCGAAGUAUUGAAAGAGAAUAACCGUACUUCCAAUGUUGUUGUUUCAGACACCCUUCCUGACUUGGAUCAGCUACCAUACAUAGACGGCAUUGAUGAGAACAAGAUGCUACAAAUGGAAGAAGUAAGAAAGGCUUAUGUUACAGCUGUUUCGACUGCAAAAGAGAACCAAGAUGAAGAAUCAGUUGUUCUUGCUGCCAAGAUGAGAUUACGUCUUCAAUCUCUUGUCCUUGGACCACAACAUGCAAGUUCAAACGAAAGAGUUCACGGCUUUUCUGCUUUACCUGUGGAUAUGAUUGUAUCAUAGACUCAACUCGUCAAUGAUCU
This is a messenger RNA of Papaver somniferum (opium poppy), 399 nucleotides long. RefSeq names its product protein MICROTUBULE BINDING PROTEIN 2C-like. The transcript is spliced from 2 exons. Lineage: Eukaryota; Viridiplantae; Streptophyta; Magnoliopsida; Ranunculales; Papaveraceae. Gene Ontology annotation, biological process: plasmodesmata-mediated intercellular transport. Gene Ontology annotation, molecular function: microtubule binding. The record is from RefSeq and is a predicted model, not a curated record. The coding region runs from base 41 to 379 and encodes 112 amino acids.